UAAAAAAAACCACCCUAUUGGUUUUUGGCAUAGAGCUUGGUGUGGGUGUGUCAUAUUAUACUUGGUGAACAUUUGGACUUGUUGCUUAUUCCAUUCGACAGAAAGCUGUUUCAUCUGUUAUUCGGAAGCUCUCCUCAACAACUUGGACACCAUGCAACAGCAGACCACAACCACAGUCACUGAGACUACCGUCAUCAAGGACCAGCCUGGCGUAGGAGAGAGCCGUACUGUCAUAAUCCGCGGCCCUCAGCACGAGCAUGAUUGGUCAUCUGGACUAUUUGAAUGCACCAAAGAUAAGAAAUCAUGUUUGAUGUCAUUCCUGUGCACAUGGUGUUUUGAUUGCAUGCUGGCCAGGCGACUCAAUGAGAACUUCUUGAUAACCUGCGCCCCCGGUGCUGAGGUUGCCAUGCGCACCAAGCUUCGCACCUCGGAAAAUAUUAAAGGCUCCAUCUGCAAUGAUUGCUUGACCUGCUACUUCUGCCCGUGUUGCACUCUAGCCCAGAUGUCUCGCGAGUUGGACCACGUCGACCACAGGAUCUAAAGACAGUGUCCACCAGUCGUCUUCACACGAGAGCAAAUUAGCAAGCGUCCCUUGCUAAAUUAUAGCAUGGUUUUUCAAAAAAAUGUACCUCUCGUGUGACUAAUCGAAUGUUAUAUCCAAUGUAUGCCUCUUAUAAUUACAGACCUUUCUUGCCGCAAUACUCGCUUAACUUUAGCUGAACAAAAUAUACAAUUUGCUAAAAGUAGUUUAAUUAUAACUAUUUUGUUAAAUGCUUUAACGUGUAGAGUACACUAAAUGUAAGUGCUAUUAGGUUAUGUGUUUGCAAUCGCUGUCAACAAGUCUUCGUUUCGGCGUUGAAAAUGUGUUUUAAGAAGGCUUGUGACUUAGUGCUAAUUUAGCGGCACCUUAAACUUUUGCUGCGUUUAGAAGGAAGACUACCUGUAACCAUAGAGCAAGGACAAUGCUGAACUAAGUGUGGUUUUGGGGAGGUAUGUCGAGUGGUCUUUCUAGUGCUUGUUUUUCUGAUUAUAUUUUAUGCGAGAUCAAGAAUGCAUCAUACUGAAUCGAUUGCAAUUUGAACA
Messenger RNA from Asterias rubens (European starfish), 1083 nucleotides. RefSeq names its product placenta-specific gene 8 protein-like. Lineage: Eukaryota; Metazoa; Echinodermata; Asteroidea; Forcipulatida; Asteriidae. The transcript has 5 exons. Bases 152 to 541 code for a protein of 129 amino acids. The record is from RefSeq and is a predicted model, not a curated record.